AUGGCUGAGGAAGCUUCUCCCGAAAAGACAUCUGCCGAAGAGUCUUUCCUGUCACAACCUGUUUGUCAAUACUCAACACUUGGCGAUGUCUCCUCCGCUAACCGAUAUCAGAACUCCGAUGCCCAAGGCCAGCUCACUGUGGCUGUCGAUGAACUCCUCGAUCAAUUGCAGAGCAAGUUCGAUCAUGUAUCAAAGGAGGUUUUUGGGAAAUUGGACGACAUGACCCGUCGACUAGACGAGCUGGAGGCCUCUAUGGCAGGAGCUGCAAAUGAAUCGACAUCGGCGACACCGACGAAAUAG
Penicillium manginii is the source of this 300-nucleotide messenger RNA. Its product is annotated as heat shock factor-binding 1 family protein. Gene Ontology annotation, cellular component: cytosol; nucleus. NCBI's taxonomy places the organism in Eukaryota, Fungi, Ascomycota, Eurotiomycetes, Eurotiales, Aspergillaceae. The transcript has 2 exons. Bases 1 to 300 code for a protein of 99 amino acids. Gene Ontology annotation, biological process: cellular heat acclimation. The record is from RefSeq and is a predicted model, not a curated record. Gene Ontology annotation, molecular function: transcription corepressor activity.